Coturnix japonica (Japanese quail) is the source of this 7970-nucleotide messenger RNA. It is a transcript of the gene USPL1, whose product is annotated as ubiquitin specific peptidase like 1. Gene Ontology annotation, cellular component: Cajal body. Lineage: Eukaryota; Metazoa; Chordata; Aves; Galliformes; Phasianidae. The record is from RefSeq and is a predicted model, not a curated record. Gene Ontology annotation, biological process: protein desumoylation; Cajal body organization. Gene Ontology annotation, molecular function: SUMO binding.
GACCCUGCACAUAGCAGGGGAUUGAAACUGGAUUCACUGCGGUUCUUUUCAACCCAGGCUGUUCUGAUUCUAUGAUCAGUUUUUAUCUUCCUUCAGCCUGCGUUAGGCUUUUCUGCAGGAAAGUGGUGCCUGUGUCCCCACACACAGCCUGUGUGACAUCAGCAUGUCCUGUUGGUACUGUGCUUUGUUACAGUUGUGAUGUGAAUAUUCAUAGUUGUCGUCUCAGGUAAAGAAAGAUGACUUGUGUAACAAACACAUCUAACACUGCAGGGCUUUUUUUUUCCCCCGGACUUCAGUUUAUUUUCCUCCUCUUUCUUCUUUACCUUCUUGAUGUAGGAGAGAAGUCAGUGGCUUACAGGAGCUUCAUUUUAAGUGUCCCUUUAACCUUUAAGCACUGAAAUUUGCUCCUGAUAUCAUCACUGCUCUGUCACCUGCAGUUUGUAACUGCUUUUUGGUUUUGUUGUACUGUUUCCCCAGAUACUGCUCCUACUUUCAAGGUUUCUUUUGCUGUAGAAAUCCUUGACCUACCUUUUCCAUGUUCUCUUUUUUCUGCCCUGUUACCUCCACAGCUUACCAGAUCUUAUAGACCAGUCUGACACUCUAGAACAGCAGGAGAAACUCCUGUGUUUUGCUGGAUUUCCAGCUGUUUUGUGCUCAGUUAGCUUGUGGGAAGGCUGAUGAGAGGGUGAGCUGACAGAGAACGUGGCAGAGGGGAAAAGCUGAGAAAAGAGAGAUAUCCCUAUAGACAACACUGAGCCAUGAGAUCAACUUAGCUGUCCAAGGAGCCAUAACAUUGCCUGAUAAUUGCACCACGGCCACAGCACAGUUUGCAUUACAUUUCUGAAGUACCCAGGCAGUUACAAUACAGACAGGCUGCUUGGUACUGGUCUGCACAUCUAUGACCAGCAGGCCAAUGUUCUCUACUCUUUUUUCUUUGCGUGUGUCUGAAAUAAAAGGUCAAUUAAUAACUUUGUUAUUAGUCUUUAUUCUGUUCAUCAGUGCAGUCAAUGGCAUGGGCUCUGGUAGCAUAGUACUGCUGCUGGGUGGUGAUACCUGUGGGGAGCAUUGUAUGUCUCAAAGCAGUACUGCUCCUUUAAAAAAGGAGAGCAGAAGUAACAGGGAACAUAAAGAGAAUAACCAGGGGAAAAAAACAUGCAUUCUUUUUGAGAAGAAUGGCAAAAUAAACAGUGAUUUGCAAAGAAGCAAAUAUUGUUUAUCAAAACAAGGCAUUCUUAAAAAGGAAUUAUCUUUAGUUAGUGUUGCAAACCUUUUUGAGUGUAUGCAGAUGAUUUGUACUUACAUGGUAAGAAACUGCCUGGAGUUCCAGGUGUGUGAUCUAUGUAUUUCAUUUAGUCUUCAGGCAAAGUGUUUGAAUAAAAGCCCUCUGAACAAGCUAGAGAUGUUUUCUCAUUAACGAUGGUAUGGAAUGUACAGUUAGCAUCUAUUUGAGUGUGUUUGACACAAGCACAACUUCAUUUGUUGUAGAAAGAAAUCAUGUUCCCAUCUGGAAUAAGUAUAUGGUAAUAGAGAAUUGAGAGACUGAGGUAGUGCUAUUGCUGCUGAGUGGGAAAAGGAUUGGAGUGCUUGGCUUUCAUUUAUAGUCCAUUAAACCUGUGCACUUAAAGCCUGAUCAGUUACUGUUUGCCUGCAGUGAGCCUGGGAUCCCAUUGUUUGUAGACCUUCAAGCCCUACUUGAAAACUAACCAUGAUCUCUUAAGGCAUGUCUGGGUUGUUGCUUCUGUCCUCACCUUUUACUGUACCCUCUGGUUUUAUAAAUUAUGUUAUACCAUCUCUGCAUGCUGCUGGACACAUUGCAGGUGUCAGUAGGACAUGCCAUCUUCUCAUUUUGAACCCUACAGGUGGUCGUAGAGGAUUGAUUUGAAAUGAGUUGUUACAUUUUAUAGACCUCACUUUUUUUGUUGUUACUAACAGUAUUGACCUAUAGCAUCCUGUCCUGUUCUGUAGAGUCUCUCCUUGCCCGCUGUUAGGGGUGGUUUGGAAUCAAACUGGUAUUUACAGCUAUCCAAGACUAUCUUUUUUCAAAGGAACUGUAAUCUGAGAUGGUUCUGUAGUGUGAGAAAGAGCUGAAGGGGCACCGUGCUGUCAGACAGAGUAUUGGUCAGUAGAAAUAAGGAAGAAGAAAUUAUGGCUCAAAGGAAGGCAGUAACCUUGAUGACUUUGCUGUUCAACUUAUCUCUCUUCCUCCUGACUCUUAAAGUGCGAUAUAUUGAUUGUAGUUAUUCUUCCAUUUGAAAUCAGCAGGAACAGUGUUCGGUCCUUGUAGUUUUACACCAGUUUCUCUAGCUGAUUCAGGUUGUUAGUACCAGUGCCAGCGAGGGAAUGGUCUCAGGCAGGUUUAAGGAGCAGCUUGCUGAUGUGUGCUCUGUUUGUAUUGAAGUCUUCCUCCACCAACGUGUGUGUGUAUGAUAGGUGAGAAAGAAAUAAAUUGGCCUUGAAUUCAAGAAAGCAUACAAAGUGGAAUGUGUGAUGUCAGUUGUAAAAUAUGCAGUAGAUUUAUGAAGCAGUGAUGCUGCAGAAGAGCUUGUAUUUGCAAGUCGGUCUAUGACACUGUUAAAGUAAGGGGAGAGGUUUCCCAACAGUGACAGUAACAGCAGGGUGCCCUUUGGAGUUGGAAGUGAUUACAUUUACAAGCUAAACUUCUUAUCGUUCAUUAUGCACCAAUUUUACUUCUCAGAAAACUGAUGAAAUGGUGUUUGGGCUUUUAAUGAUUUCUUUUUUCAUUAGUAUUCCUCCACAGCUUUCUGUAACUGUGUAAGAUCUCGUUGCCAUUUUGUAAAGGAAAUUAGUUUUGUCUGAGAGUUAGAAUAUAGUAAGUCAAGCUGCUUGGGCAAGGCAUCUCUGCCCAGCAUAGCACACGUGGCAAAUAAGUGGGAUGGUGGGCAUGCAGACAGUGGAUAAGUUUAUAAACUCAUAGCCUAAAGCUGUUAAGUUUAGUAUGUGACUUAAUUUAAAGUUUUGAGUUCAGUAUAUGUGCUAGAAAAUAUGUAUUUUGCAUCAAGAAAGCACUCUUCUAAUGUCAUUACUGCAGUUAGUACGGGCUGCAUUACUGUUGGUGUAUUUUUCCCCCCCAAAAAAUAAAAUUAACUGAAUUUUUCUUUAAUUGUUGUAUUCACUUCUUAUUUUUCAGGAGUCUUUGAAAAAUCCUUAGUGGUCAUGACAUUGUUACAAGUGAGAUAAAUUAGCCAGUGGCUCAGAGGGAUGGAUACCCAGAAGACUGCAAAUGGGGCAUACUCCCGUGGAAAAAACUUCACCUGACUAUUGUCCAGUCUGCAAAGAGAAGGGCCAGGUUCAAGUUUUACGGACUUACCGCAUCAAUUUUCAAGAGUCCAUUUAUCUCUGUGAAAACCCUCAGUGUAUCUACCCGCUUGGCUACAAACCAUUUAACAGCAUAAUCAUUUCUGCUGAUUCAGAAAAUCUUCAAGUUCCAUCUAAUGACAAGAAAAGGAAAUUGUGUGAUACCAAUGACCUUUCUCCCAUCGAAUCAAAUCCAAAACAAGCAAGAACUAAUAAAAAAGUUGAGCAGACUAUUAAUACAGACCCUGUUGUUAAAAACUGUGGUGAUAGCUUGAGUAUCCCUCAGUCAAGUGUAUGUGACGUGUUAGAAAAUGGCCAACAAAAAUCUAAUAGUGAGGAAUCCAUCAAUCAGAAGGUGGAUUUUAAAACAACCUCCAACACCAAUGGUCAUCAAGAGAGUCCGCCUAAGAACUUUAGCUCUGGAACACAACUCUUGCCCAACUCUACUCACAGCUCAACAACAUCUGAAGUUUUGUUCAGAGACAAGAACUGUUCCACAAAUAACACAGGUUUAUGUCUUCAGUGGAGAAACAAGUGUAAUCUUUGUUGGUUAGAUUGUGUUUUGUCUGCACUGGUACACUUAGAAGCGUUAAAAUUUGCUCUAGUAGAAGAUGAUGAAAAAUGUUUACUCCAAAGGCUCUUGACAAAAUAUAAUCAAGCAGCUGUUCUACUGAAUACCUGUAAAAGGAGUAAGGUAAAAGAUGUUCUUCCUAAAGCAGAAUUGCUUCUCAAUGAAAUAAGAAACCAGAUUUUUAUACAGCUUCAGCCACAGCUUAAGUGUGAAUUAGGUAAGGAGGAAAGUCCAGUGUUUGCACUCCCUCUGCUCUUAAAACAAGAUCAGCAAGCUGAGAAACUCUUCUUGCAUUCAUUUUCAUGGGAGUUUGAAUGCGUGUGCUGUGGCUACAAAUACCUGGACCGAUGUAGGAAAACACUAACAACGUUCACGAAUAUAAUCCCUGAUUGGCAUCCACUUAAUGCUGUUCAUGUUGCUCCGUGCAAUAACUGCAGUGAUAGAUCUCAAAGAAGACGGAUGAUUUUGGAAGAAGUACCCUCAGUAUUAAUGUUCCAUUUCGUAGAAGGCUUACCACAUAACAACCUGAAGAGUUACUCAUUUCAGCUUGAAGAAGAUGUCUACCAAAUAACAUCUGUUAUUCAGUAUGAUAUGCAUAAGAAGCACUUCAUAAGCUGGUCAUUGAAUCCUGAUGGAACUUGGCUUGAAUGUGAUGAUUUAAAGGGCCUGUAUUGCAGGAGACACAAAAGAUUUGAAGUUCCUCCAACAGAGAUUCAUAUUGUCAUGUGGGAAAAGAAAGCAUCCCGUUUGACAGAAGAACAGAACUCACAGCAUCAGAGUACAAAUAUUGAAGAUUCUACUGCUAAUAAUGUGCAGUUAAAAUCCACAGUGUUGCACCAUGGUUUUGAUAAUGCUGUGGGCAAUAUACUUGAAAAAGAACACCAAGAAGAUUCUGUGAGAAUUCCAGAUAAGAAACAGCAGCAGGUAGCUGGGGGUGAAAGUAGUGUAAAUGGUGACUUAGAAAAUCUUGCACAUGAUGAUCUUUUAACUCAGAUUCUUGGAGAAAGUCCACUUGACUCAGAGAGUAAAUCAGUGCUGAACGCAAAGAUGACAGAAAGUAACCUUGUUGAAACGGGCUCACAGGAAAAGCAGGAAUCAGCUUCUUCAUCUAACACUCCCUAUAGAGGGGAGUUCAUUGGAACCGAUCUAGCUACGAGUGAUACAGACAUGCUGUCUGAAAAUUCCAGCAUUUGCUUAUCCCUACAAGAAUUGAACCUCGCAAGUAUUACCCCUCCUGUACCCAGAAAGCAAGACCCCAACCCAUCCGACUUGUCACUUGCUCAAAGCAUGGGUGAUAGAGCUAGCUUACUUAAUGGAGAACAUGGUUUAAGUUCUGGACAACAGAUAAACUGUAAAUUGCCACCGGUAGAGAAUAUUGCACAAAAGUCACCUGACCUGAAAGGUGCAAGCAAAAUUACAGUUCGUUCUCAGGUUGCAGUUCAUUCUUCUGAUAAUAAUUCCUUUCAGCCUUCAGACAAAGACCAAAAAAGAGGUUUUGUAGGAAGCUGGGUAAAAAAACUGUUAAGCAAGAAUACUUCUUUUCUGCCUUCAAGUGCCUUGAUGCCCAAGAACGAGAAAAGCUGCAGAACUCCCUCAGUGCAGAAGUUAAAUGACACAUGGUUGCCAGUUAAAGGAGCAAGUAACUUUGGUGGAUUUCAAGGCAGAGGUGAAUGCAAAACAUCUCAGCCCCUAACGUCAGCGCUUCCUCGGAGUAAUAAUGCUCAUUGUUUAUCAAGGUUCAAAGGAUUUUCUCAAGGCACUUGUCUUCCCCAGAAUCAUAAUACUGUUGAAGGCCCAACUUGGAAUAAGUCAAGCAAUACUCUGGGUAGCUCUGGUAAAACAACUCAGGUCCAUCCACCCAGCUGUAAUUCAGUGAAGGCAGAAGAGUCAGAUAGUGACAAAACAAGAAAGCUUCGUCUGAAACUGUUAAAAAAGCUUAAUGCUAAAAAGAAGAAGUUGGCUUCACUGGACAGACUAGCAAUGGAACAGGCAAAGCGUGGAAAACCUGUUGCUGGGGAUGUAAGUGCCCCUUCACAGAUUGAAUCUCAUAAUGGUAGUGAAUUACUACAGAGCGUUUUAAGUGAACUGCAGCAUCACAUUGAUGCUGCAGAUAAUUCGUCUGAAUUCAGUGUGAACUCAGGAUGCACUAGCCAUAAUAGUAAUGAUGAAAUACUGGCAGAAUUACUGUCCCCUACUUCAACUGUUGCUUCCUCAGAGGUUCCGAAAAGUGAAGAUGAAUGUAUGUAUAUGGAAAUGGUAAAUAGCAGCAGUGCUGCACCAGCAGAGCCUGCUGAGAAGACCGGUGUAUCUCAUACAGCAGUGACAAGUGAGGACCGCAGUUAUUACGGUCCCAUAAAGGACAGUAAUUACGAACGUACAAUGAGCAAAUCCAGUGUGAAAAAACUUGGUUUUGAAAGUCCUACAAGGGAAGAUAUCCUUGAAGACCUGUUCUCCAUUUCAGCACCAUCCACAAUAGCAGGUGACAUAGAUGUUCCUCAUUUUGAUGAGACGCUGUUUGAAACUUGGUAAAUAUUUGAUUUAUUGGGGUUCUUUAUUUCCACAUGAUGUAUAUUUUGAAACUAAAGACUAUUAAAUUAUAUUUUCUAACAAGUUUAAUUGCACCCUGGCUGUACUUGAACAGUUUCCACUGCAGUUUUAAGAAAACCUUUUAUUGUAGCAGACACAAUAAGGCACGAAAGUGCUUUAAGGCGUAUUUUUUCUGAGAAACCAUUAUUUUAGCGGAUAUAGUUCAAACAUAGCUCCCGUGAGUCUUAAUUCUUGCUGCUUUUAAUAUGGAAAAAGUACCCAUAUUUUAUUGGGUUUGAACAAGAACAUGCCUCGGUAUCCUUGGCGUUGUAAUGGCAUGAGAAGUACUUUAGGUAGCACGGAUCUGUUUGUCAGGAUCACCCACCUCCUGAAGUCUGUUUGUCCAACAUUUAGGGAUAAGAAUCCACCAUUCCUCCAUUAUGGAUUCUUGUCUCCUCUGCUACCAAGCUUGUAUGCAGCGCUCAACUCACACAAUGAUCCUCAGUUUGGAACCUUUGAGAAUUACUGCUCUGUAAGCUCCCCCCCUUCCCUGGAUCCAAAGAAGGACUGAUACACAGUGAUAGUGCUUCCCUUUGAACUAAGUUUUCAUCCUGGGUAACUGAAAAGAUAAUUUGGUUGAGCAUUAUUCAGAGCCAGGUCAUUUCCUUCAAGUAAAAUAACUAAAAUCUGGGCCAGAGCUUGCAGUGCCAAGAAUGGAUACCAAAAGUAGCUUUUAUGUAUGCAUUGCCGCAAGUUCACUAAGAAAAGAAAGGUUUCUGAGAGUGGAACUGUGAAUUAGCACUUACUGCUGUUGUCUGUAGGGCAGCACACCCCUACGUGUAUACAGGCAAAUGGCAAGAAGAGGUGAGGUCCCUAGGAGAAACGUAAUGGACAGCAUGGCAAGACAGCAUUGAGUGGGAAGAGAGAGGAACGUGGACAUUGUGGUGUUCCUGGGUCUGUGUAUGGCUGUCGCUUUGCUAGGUGGGAGUCUGAAAACCAUGGAUGCAGAGCAUAUAGAUCCAAUCUAUAUGCUGGACUGGAUUAACUCUAUGUUUUUCUAGUACCUGUCAUUAUAAUGGGACUUUCAUCAGCAGGUCUUUGUCUCGGUCACUUCUAGAGGUACUCUGCAUUUUCUCCUUUUGAUCCUGAAUUUAAGACUUCAAUCUUCUCUUCAAAUAGGUGUGUUUUGAACAUAACUGUCAUUACAAAGCGUGGCUACAGAUGUAAAUGGUCUUUGAUAGCUUGAACCAGGUUCCGUAAGUGACUGAGAAUCUGUCAGUGGCACUGAAUGCACCUUGACAAGUUGUUUCUGUUGUAAUUACAUACGUGUUUAUUGAACUGGCACUUCAGGCCGUUAAUGGUUUCAUUCUUGGAGUCUUUGUAAAGAAGUGGGGCUCCUGUUUGGUUUAGAUUCUGUAACUGGUACGUUACAAUAAAAACCCGCGGGUUCUGAAUGUCAGGUUGUGACUGUGAGGUACCGCUGUUCUGCUGCUGAAACGUUUGUUGGUCUGCUCACUUUGUAAAAAGAAAUAAAGUAAUAAACCAUUGACCAAAAUUA